GAACCCUGGCAUUUCGCUUGCUCAUUUGGACCUCUUUUUUUUUUUCAAACUCAACUUUAGAGCAACAAAGCAAAUACAUUUUGCUUGUUCGCUGGAAUGCUUUUUCUCUGAUGAUUUAUUGAUCAUGGAUCCUCUAUACAACACUUCGCAAAACUCGAGCGGCCACGGGACUAACGGUUCUUUGGUCAAUGACACGGACGUGUUGUCGAACCAGUUCGUUCAGCCGGUGUGGCAGAUAGUUCUGUGGGCCAUGGCGUACUGCUGUAUAGUUCUGGUGUCAGUUGUUGGAAAUAUCACUGUUAUUUGGAUCAUUUUAGCGCAUAAGCGCAUGAGGACUGUGACCAACUAUUUUCUUGUGAACCUUGCGUUCGCAGAGGCUUCUAUGUCGGCUUUCAAUACCGUUAUUAACUUUGUGUAUGCAGUGCAUAACGAGUGGUACUUCGGACUUGUUUACUGCAGAUUUCACAACUUCUUUCCAAUAGCAGCUGUCUUCGCUAGUAUUUAUUCCAUGACAGCAAUAGCCCUGGACAGGUACAUGGCUAUCAUCCACCCACUCCAGCAGCGCCUGUCGUCCGCUGAGACCAAGCUGGUGGUGGGGGUGAUCUGGGCCCUGGCGCUGCUCCUGGCUUUCCCCCAGUACUACUUUUCCAGCACCGCUCAGCUACCAGGACGAACCGUGUGCUACAUCAACUGGCCUGAGUACAGUGUGUGGGAUUUCCAAAAGACGUAUUACGUCUGUGUGGUUGUGCUUAUCUACUUUCUCCCUUUGCUCGUCAUGGGUUGUGCGUACCUGGUGGUGGGAUGCACUCUCUGGGCGAGUGAGAUUCCCGGAGACUCUUCAGACCGCUACCGAGAGCAGCUAACCGCCAAACGGAAGGUGGUGAAGAUGAUGAUUGUCGUUGUGUGCACCUUCGCCAUCUGCUGGCUACCCUACCAUGUCUACUUCCUGUUGCACCAGUUCCUUCCCCACUUGUUUGAGCAACGGUACAUCCAGCAAGUGUACUUAGGAAUUAUGUGGCUUGCCAUGAGCUCCACCAUGUACAAUCCCAUCAUCUACUGUCUUCUCAAUGACAGGUUUCGAGCUGGAUUCCAGCAGGCAUUCUCCUGGUGUCCUUGUGUCCCUCAAGGCUCAUACGAAGGUCUGGAGCUCAAGUCCACUCGCUAUCUUCAGACGCAGGCCAGCUUUUACCGUGCCAGCCGAAUGGAGACCACGGUAUCCACAGUGAUGCCGGUUGUUGAGGGGGACCUUCAGGAGAACACAAAUCGACGCUCCAUAGAUCUCACGUCUAAUGGUUCUUCACAAAGCGCUUCAAAGACUGUAUCAGAGUCAUCCAGCUUCUAUUCUAGCAACUAUUUAGCUUAGGAUGAAUUUGAAUGUAGGAAAUGCUUUGAGUGUUAAAGUACCAAUCUUGUGAGAAGAAGG
Messenger RNA from Carassius auratus (goldfish), 1423 nucleotides. RefSeq names its product substance-P receptor-like. Gene Ontology annotation, cellular component: sperm midpiece; plasma membrane. The record is from RefSeq and is a predicted model, not a curated record. Bases 125 to 1363 code for a protein of 412 amino acids. The transcript has 6 exons. Gene Ontology annotation, biological process: G protein-coupled receptor signaling pathway; positive regulation of flagellated sperm motility. Lineage: Eukaryota; Metazoa; Chordata; Actinopteri; Cypriniformes; Cyprinidae. Gene Ontology annotation, molecular function: substance P receptor activity.